GGAGGCGGUGGCGCAGGCGGGGCUCGCUCGCCUCGGCUCGGCGGCGGGGCCCGGCUCGGUGAGGCCGGUUGCCUGCGGGGGCCCGUGGACACGGGCGCUGGUUCAGCUGGGGCAGACGGAGGGCGGCGGGACGGGCACGGAGCAGGCCAGGGCAGGGCAGCCGCGGGGAGCCCAGCGGGGCGGCCGGGAGAGCGGCGGGCAGUAAUGGAACAACUGCAGGAUCCAGUUAUGCAAGAAGAUGCAAAUAUUAAAGCUAUUAAUGAAGAGUACAGGAAAGCCUUUAUUUUUAUCAAUAAAGGACUGAAUACAGAUGAACUGGGUCAGAAGGAAGAGGCAAGAAGUUACUAUAAGAAAGGGCUUGACCACUUGCUCCGAGGAGUUAGUAUUCCAUCAGAGGGUCCUGCAUGUGUAGGGUCCCAGUGGGAGUCUGCCAGGCAAAUGCAGCAGAAGAUGAGGGAGACCCUGCAAAAUGUUCGUGCUCGACUCAGCAGUCUAGACCAAAACACCCCACCUCUAGAAGCAAGUCCUGCUACGAUGGAUGCCCCUCCUGGGGUACCCAAGUUAUAUCCAUCCAUUCCUUCCAAAGAAAAGCCAGAAAGACCACCUGCCCCUAAUUCUCUGUUUGCACGAAGUCAACCAUCCGCAGCAGAUGGAGGUGUUGCAGCUGUGAGCCAGGGUCAAAUUCCAGCUAUGAGUCCAUCCUCUGGAAAACCUCUCUGUCUACCAAAUGAAGCACCUCCUGCCUAUACUCCUCAAGCUACCAAUGGCCAUUUUACUGUGUCUUAUGGCACAGACUCUGGAGAGUUUUCUUCUGUAGGUGAGGACUAUUACAACAAGUGUACUCAGCCACCUCCCCUGGAAAACCUGGGAGUGGAUGCAGAUGAGCUGAUCUUGAUUCCCCAAGGAGUACAGAUAUUUUUUGUGACUCCUGAUGGGCAGGUUAGUGCUCCUUCAUAUCCUGGAUAUCUACGCAUUGUGAAGUUCUUGGAUACAGAUAGUGAAGCAGCUCAGAAUCGUCCACCUGCAUUUCUUCAGGUUUGUGACUGGUUGUAUCCUCUAAUGUGUAACCAGUCUCCUGUUCUGUGCUGCAGUACUGGAGUCUACAUGUUCCCUGACACAAUGUCCCAGAUACCAGGGUCCUAUGUAGGAGUAGUGCUGUCUUCAGAACUUCCAGCAGCUGACAAAGAGCUGUUUGAGGAUCUCUUAAAACAGAUGUCUGACCUUCGAAUCCAGGUGCCAGGAUCCCAUGAGAAAUUAGGGUUAUCUUCAGAGCUCCCAGCAACUGAGAGAGCGCAUUUUGAAGAUAAAUUUAAACAGAUGUCUGGCCACAAAGUCCAGCCUUCAGAAGCCUCUAGUGAUGCAGUUAACUUGCCUCAGACUGUACAUAUCCAACCACAACCUGAAGGAGCAGAAAAUCAGAAAGAGUUACCAGAGUGGAGUGAGAAGGUUGCCCAUGGUAUCUUGUCAGGUGCAUCUUGGGUAAGCUGGGGCCUAAUGAAAGGAGCAGAAUAUACUGGUAAAGCUAUUCACAAAGGAGCUUCUAAACUGCGAGAACACCUUCAACCAGAAGAAAAACCUGUGGAAGUCAAUCCAACUGUAGCAAAGGGACUUCAUGUAGCAAAACAGGCUACUGGAGGAGCUGUGAAAGUCAGCCAAUUCUUAGUUGAAGGAGUAUGUUCUAUAGCAAGCUGUGUCGGAAGGGAGCUGGCUCCACAUGUGAAGAAGCAUGGCAGCAAAUUAGUUCCAGAAUCCCUUAAGAAAGAUAAAGAUGGCAAAUCCACUUUUGAUGGUGCUAUGGUUGUAGCAGCAAGUGGAGUUCAAGGGUUUUCAACAGUGUGGCAAGGUUUAGAAAGUGCAGCGAAGUGCAUUGCUAAAAGUGUUUCAACUGAGACUGUAAAAACUGUCAAAUACAAGUAUGGAGAGGAUGCUGGCCAUGCUACAGAUGAUGCUAUGAAUUCUGCAAUCAAUGUUGGUGUGACAGCAUUGAACAUUGACAAUAUUGGUAUCAAAGCUGUUGUAAAGAGAACUGCAAAGGAAACUGGCCAUGCUGUCCUAGAUGAAUAUAAAGUAUUGGAUAAUGAAAAGAAGGGUAAAAAAUGAAAGCAAUUAAAUAUUUCUCAAAGCCUUACAUUAGAGAUGAAACUUCCUAUUUACAAGUAACUGCAUUGCUCAUCUGCAAUUGAACAUAAAUCACACUGUACUUUCCAAGCAACUGUUACUUAAUUUGACAUGAAAAUGUAAAAAUAGGGAGAGCAUUCGUAGAAGGAAAAAUGAAAGUUGUCAACUCCUUGUUCUGUAUUGAACAAGAAUUUUAAACAACUGGAUCAGGGCUUUAGGCAGCUGGAAGAUUAUGAGUUUGCAGUUCAUAUACUUGCCUCUGUAAGCACUUUUUCAAAAUAAUAUAUGGAAUAACAGAUUAAUAUAGUAAUACUAUUGUGAAUAUUUUUGUAACACUUUAUAAAGAAGGUGGUGAUACUGAAAAAGUAGGAUUACUAAUUCUGGAACAAGUAGAAUUAUUAGUUUUGGGUUUAUAAUGAUCCUUGAGUUAGUUUUACUAACCUAGCCUUGUCUUAUUUAAUAUGCAUUACUAAAAUAAGCAUUGGGUUUCAUUGUUUUAUAGAGAAUUUAUCUUUUCAGCUACCAAACAGCUAAUCUUAUCCAAAGUUCAUGUCAGGAGAAAUGAAAGAUGAACCUCAGGUAACUAGGCAGUUAUUCCCUUUUAAACUUUUUUUUUUCCAUCCAGCAUAUAAGUAAACCAAAGAUACCAAGCAUUUCUUUUAAAAGACAGUAUUUACAGAUCUAGAAAAGUGCAUUUUCCACUUGACUCCAUAAGGAAUAUACAAAGAUUCUUUGAAAUUCAGAUUUUUAUGUAGAGAGGAGAAGUAUGUUUUUGCAUAAAUUAUUUUUUUGUGAAAAUAUUCUGUAGAAUGCACUAGGAACUUCUGUGCAUUCUGUACUUUGCGGGCAAUCCAGAAGGAUUCAGAUUAUAUAUCAUGGCCUCCUAAUGGAAGACAGUAUAUAUUUGAACAAAUAGUUCUAACAGUCAUCAUCUUUAUUCCAUUAAAUUCAUAGUUGCACAAGGGUAUGAAGUCUUUAAAAAGGGUACAAAGGCAAGCCCUUUUAAUGGAGAGAGGUGUGUAGAAUAGAUGCAACUGUGUAGAUUUGCAAUCCUCUUUGUAGCCCAGUGUAAAAUAACUCAGUAUGUCAAAUCCUUGAGAUGCUUUGGCACCGCUACUUAUUUAACGGUUCACUAUUGAGUUUUAAAGCUGCUACAUAUUCUAAUAUUGGCUGUACCUGCAACAAACAGAAUGCCAUCAAUUUACAACUUAUCUCCAUUUCAUGUAAAUGGAGAAAAUAACUGAAUGGUUGUUAGCUAGUGAUAUUUGUAUCAGAUUAAAAAAAACACAGUAACAACUGUCUAUUAAAAUGGUAAUAGGUGCACAUUUUGUGGUAGCUGCUGUAGGGUGAGAAAUGUGAAACACAAGGAUCUAACCACUUGAAGUCUAACUUUGAUUUAUGGAAAUAAAGAUGAAAUUAAAAUUGGUUAA
Molecule: messenger RNA, 3548 nt
Organism: Pipra filicauda (Wire-tailed manakin)
Lineage: Eukaryota; Metazoa; Chordata; Aves; Passeriformes; Pipridae
Gene: SPART
Product: spartin
Exons: 9
Coding region: 205-2100 (631 amino acids)
Biological process (GO): cell division; negative regulation of BMP signaling pathway
Cellular component (GO): plasma membrane
Source: RefSeq, a predicted model, not a curated record